AUGGACGCAGAAGCGCAACGUGAAAAGGUUUUAGCUGGAAAAAAAAAGCUAAAAAAAUAUCAAAAGAAAAAAGCUGGCGGUGGAGGUGGCGGAAACACUAAUAAUACCAGUAAUAGUACAGCUAGUGACCAAACGUCCCCUAUAGCAGCUCGUAGAACGAGUGUUGACUCUGCAGCCACAAGUCGUACUCGUACGUCAAGUAUCAAUUCUGAAACUGGCAGUGUCCAAACCGAAGUUACCGUUGACGCGAAAGCGAACGAAUCGAAAAUUCAAGUGGAAGAAAUCUCUGUUGUUGCUGUUUCUUCUGAUGUAGAAAAAGAAAAACAACAAGUGACACCAGGAUCUGCUGAUGCAGUUGAAGAACCAUCACUUCCACACGUAGAAUCCCAUAGCAAAAUUGUCGAAGGACAUCAACCAAUAGAAGAACCACGUGAAAAAGUUGUUAUACCGACAGUUGCAUUGAUGGAAACUAACAUGCCCGAUAAAAAAUCGUUUACCGCUGAAGAAGGGUCCGUAACAUAUGAAGAUCUAGCGAAUAUUUGUAGCACACAACAACAAACAAUAGCUGUAUUGGUUGAACAAAAAUCAGGACUCACUGCCGAACUCGACAAAUACACUGCAAUGGCUGAUCGAUUCAAACGUAGUGAAGAGUUAUUAGAAGAGGGACAAUUGCUGGUAGAUGCCUUACGAAGACAAAAUGCAGAGCUUGAGGAGAAAAUUCGAGAUGGUGAGAUUAAAUUAAAAGAAGCUGGUGAUCAAACUGAACGAACAUUGGAAACAUUAAGAUUGCAGAAAGCGAGAGCUGAAAAGCUCGAAAAAGACAAUAAUCAAUUGGUAUCACAGUUAAGCACAAAGGAUUCUAUUAUUGAACAAUUGACAGCGGAAAAAGCGAAAAUUCGUUCGACUUCUGGAGAAGUUGAACGGCUUACUAAAUCACUUCAAGAUAAAGAAGAUCGUUGUGAAGCUCUUGAAAUUGAGUUGUCAAAUAUACGACAUCGACUUGCCAAUACCGAGCAACAACUUUUAGAUAAGGAGGAAAAACUCGCAAAUACUGAACGGACUUCCAAAGAAAUAGAAGCUAAAUUUGAAUCAUUAAAUAAUCAAAUUACAUCUUUAAAUACACAAAACACAGAAAUCAAACAAAAAUUAGAGUCGUUACAGGUUGAACAUGAGACAAAAUCAAAAGAAGCUGCUGAACACUAUGAAAACUUAACGUUUAAAUCAAACGUUGCUCAGGAACUUCAUACAGAACGAGAAUCUCUUACCAAGGAGCUUCAAUCUGUUCAGACGGAAAAUACUAAACUAACAAAACGGAUUAAAGACAUAACAACAAAAAUUGACGGAUUAUCUGCGGACAAUCGUAAUCUAAUUGAUCAAUUAAGUGAAUUAAGAGAGAAAGUAGUGGAGAUUAGUAAUGACAAAUUGGUAUUAGCCGAACAAGUUGACCGCGAAAAGAAUCGAGCUAAUAGGCUCGAAGCAGAACUAGCAGAUUAUCGUAAAAAAUACGAUGAAAUCUCGUCUAAACAAAAUGGAAAUGCGAAUUUAUUUACCGGAGACUCAAAUUCAUCCGCAAACCAAGAAAUUCAAAAUCUCGAGCAUCAACUUUCUCAAUUACAAGCUGCGUUUGACUUGCUAAGUAAAGAAAAAAGUACUGUUACAGAAGAAUCAUCAAUUACGCCACCAACUACUAUUCCCCUAUAUUCUGUUGACUCUUUUUCGAAUGUUACAAACUCUGUUCCUCAGAAACCUCGUCGUUAUGUUCCAUUUCCAAUAAACAAUACAGAUAAUGGAGUUGAUUCUCGAUUGUCACCUGAUGCACCACCGCCACCACCGAAUACACCUCGAUCUCCAGUCGUACCAAUUAAUAACACCGGCGCUAUAAUGGAAAUAGCAGGUUGCUCUGGUUGUACUGGUGAAAUUAUUGUUGUCUAA
Ambispora gerdemannii is the source of this 1932-nucleotide messenger RNA. Lineage: Eukaryota; Fungi; Glomeromycota; Glomeromycetes; Archaeosporales; Ambisporaceae. The record is from the annotation of a GenBank genome assembly.